AUGCUCGUGCGGAAGAAGGACGGCACGAUGCGCCUAUGUGUUGAUUACAGAAAACUGAAUGCUGUGACGAAAAAGGACUCGUUUCUCUUGCCCCGGUUCGAUGCUACCUUAGACACACUUGCGGGUAAUACCGUCUUCUCAACCCUCGACCUAGCCUCGGGCUACUGGCAGGUAAGGGUUCGACCCACUGAUAGGGAGAAGACUGCGUUUGCUGUACCGUCAGGUCUCUACGAGUUUGAGACAAUGCCGUUUGGACUAGCUAAUGCCCCUAGUACCUUUCAGAGGCUUAUGAAUCAGGUACUCUCUCAGCUGAUUCCCAACUCGCGUCUAGUUUACAUGGACGAUAUCAUUGUCCUUGGGAAGGACUUCGAGAACCAUCUGGCCAACCUUCGAUCUGUAUUCCUCAGUCUCAAGCAAGCCGAUCUAACUCUUAAACCUUCAAAGUGCGUCUUCAUUAGACCGCGCGUUAAAUUCUUAGGACAUGUAGUUUCAGCCACAGGAGUAGAAACCGAUGUGGACAAAGUCAGAGAGAUCCGCGAAUGGCCGACCCCUUCGGAUGUGACAGAGGUUCGCAGUUUCUUAGGUCUGGCGUCGUACUAUCGACGUUUCAUAAAAGAUUAUGCCAACAUUGCCGCCCCUCUUCACCGUCUGACUCAGAAGGAGAACAAGUUCAAGUGGACGGCUGAAUGUGAUGGUAGCUUUCAGUUGCUGAAGGAUAGUUUGUGCAGUAGCCCUGUCCUGGUUUUUCCCGACAUCAGCGAAGGUGCAGGCAAAUUUAUCUUAGAUACUGACGCCAGCGACACGGCCAUAGGCGCCGUUCUGUCCCAGCAACAAUGUGACGGCACCAAACGUGUCAUUCAGUACCUUAGUCGUACACUUACCAAAGCCGAGCGACGCUAUUGUGUCACCCGCAAAGAGAUGCUAGCACUUACUCAUUUUGUUGAGGAGUGUCGACCUUAUCUCCAUUACCGACCAUUCAUAGUACGUACCGAUCACAGCUCUCUGACUUGGUUAAGAAAUUUUAAGAAUCCUGAAGGACAAGUAGCUCGCUGGCAAGAGAAGCUGGCGGAGUUCGAUUUCGAAUGCCUCUUCCGACCGGGUCGUCAGCAUGGGAAUGCAGAUGCCCUAUCAAGGAAACCUUAUCGACCACACGGGGAAUGCCGGUCUUGCACGGACAUCGCCAUAUCCGCAAUCGCUUUACAAAGCGAUCAGUGCCUACUCUGGGCCGCAGCCCAACGCGAUGACCCACAUAUCUGCCCCAUAUAUGAUAGGAAAGUUAGUAACGCCAGGCCUCUCAGUAAGGCUGAACUAGCGGGUCACAGUUAUGAGACGCGGUGCCUGCAUAGCCUUUGGGACAAAUUGUUCAUCGAGAAUGGCGUUCUAUUCUAUCGCGACAACGAACAAUACCCAAGGCGAGUCGUCCUACCGCUUUCGAUGGUGGACGACGUGGUCAAAAGGAUGCAUGCGGAACUAGGGCAUUCCGGCAUCCAUAAGACCGAGUGGGCCCUUCGCCGGCGUUACUACUGGCCAAAUCAGAAGACCGACAUACAGAACGUUGUCCGGUCUUGUGAGCGGUGUUUAGGCUUUAAGUCCCCCGGGCAAUCCUAUAGAGCCCCGCUACAACCAAUUCAGACUGGCUACCCCAACGAAAGGGUAGCGGUAGACCUAGUUGGCCCGAUCGCGCCAUCCGCGAGGGGAAAUAGGUUUAUUCUCGUCAUGGUAGACUGUUUCACCAAGAUGGCUGAGGCAGUACCCCUACCAGAUGCGUCUGCCCCCACAGUAGCCCGAGCCAUCUUCAACGGGUGGAUCUGCCGCUGGGGAGCCCCGGACCAACUCCACUCAGACCGAGGCUCGUCGUUCGAGAGCAGCGUCGUACAAGAGUUGUGUAAGGUUAUGAAAAUUAAGAAAACACGCACUACUGCGUACCACCCACAAGGCAACGGCCAGGUGGAAAGGACGAACCGGACGCUGAUCAAUCUGUUGCGGGCUUUUGUCGACCGGAAUUCAGCAUCCACAUGGGACGAGGCCUUGCCAGCGUGCAUGUUGGCUUACCGAUCCACGGUAAACGCCACUACGCAACACACGCCAUUUUUCCUAACGUGCGGGAGGGAGAUGCAACUCCCGGAGGAUCUCCACCUACCCCCUACACACCCCGUAGAGACCGUUGACACGUACGCCUCAAGAAUGCGUAAGACCCUGCGUAUAGCAUCGGAGGAAGCGCGACUGCAUCUCCAAGAAGGUCAGCGCCGUCAGAAGGCAUUCUAUGACCGCCUAGCACACGGGACCCCAUAUCAAGAGGGCGACAUCGUGUGGAUGCGGAAUUUCGCACCGUCGCCGGGUGUGCCUCAGAAAUUUAAUCCAGCAUGGGUAGGUCCGUACGUGGUUAGAAAGGUCCUCUCCGACACGACUUGUGUCGUUCGCAGCCAAGACAGACCGUACUCGGAAGAAUUUACGGUACACUUUAAUCGCCUAAAGCCAGGUUCACCGACAGAGGAGGACUCAGGCCAUGCCGAUUCAGAGGCCGGCCCGUCCCACGCAUACAACUACCAGCUAGUCGACCAGUAUUUAGAGGUUCCCCCGGAGGGUGGAUACGCUUCGGCUGAGGUACUCAGAGAUGGACACCCCGUAGAGAAGACUGUCGAAGUGCUGCCAGACGGUGGACCCGCUGUCGCACUAGACGAUUCUGCUGAGGACAGCAGACCCUUUUCGCAGGGGGGAGCAAUGUAG
Messenger RNA from Spirometra erinaceieuropaei, 2727 nucleotides. Lineage: Eukaryota; Metazoa; Platyhelminthes; Cestoda; Diphyllobothriidea; Diphyllobothriidae. The record is from the annotation of a GenBank genome assembly.